AUGCUCUCACAGAAUGUUGCCAAGACGACGGUGCCGUCGUACUACAUGAUCCGCACCAACCUCCCACAGCGCAAACCGCAGAAUCAGUGGGAGGGUGUUUAUUACUUUGGCGGCAUCACAAAGCGCCAGCGCCAUCUCAUUCUACUCCAGCGCAAACGUGAACGGGAGGCACGCAUGCGGGCGUUCAGUGCUUCCUGUUCAAACCUGCUGCGGUUGUUGGAGGGGGACACGCAGGAACAACAGCAAGCAAAGACGCAGACGAUACAACUUUCCUCCCCACACGGUCCAUUCGAUCUUGCCAUCCGUUUGGCGCAGCAUGGACUCUACCAGCAGGCGAGCGGCAUCGUGGACGAGUUGCAUCAGCAGCGUGCACUCCGCAUGAGUCACUACGGCCUUCUUAUUGAUGCGCUUUCAGCUCCUUGUUUGGGGCAGCGCAUUUUGUACGGCAGCGCACAAUGCGACCCCGCUCUAACCUACAAGUUACUUGGAGACGAAAAUGGCGAGGAGCGGGCGCAGGAGGCCCAUCGAUGGUUUGACAUGGCGUUCGCAUUGCUGACGACAGAGUGCAGGAUGAGUGGGAGUGAGCAUCGUUUGCCACAAGCCACGGCGGCCGCCACACAUCUUGUGAAUGCACUGAUGCGUGCACUUCUGAC
This is a messenger RNA of Trypanosoma cruzi, 653 nucleotides long. RefSeq lists its product as uncharacterized. The transcript has a single exon. Lineage: Eukaryota; Euglenozoa; Kinetoplastea; Trypanosomatida; Trypanosomatidae. The record is from RefSeq and is a predicted model, not a curated record. The annotation marks the transcript as partial.